Oikopleura dioica is the source of this 1479-nucleotide messenger RNA. The record is from the annotation of a GenBank genome assembly. NCBI's taxonomy places the organism in Eukaryota, Metazoa, Chordata, Appendicularia, Copelata, Oikopleuridae.
AUGAGGAAUUUGAGAGAAAGCAGUCUUCUUCUUUGCAUCGUGAUUAUCUUGCUCUUCAAAAAUCUUUCAAAUCUGAUUCGAAAUGAAAAUGACUUUGCGCCGCAAAAUUACAGAUCAUCGGAUAACUGGAAGAGCUUCAACAGACCUUCUUUAAAUGAAAAGAUCGACGAUCCCGAGAACGAGGUUUAUAUGAUUGCAAACUCGAAAAUACAGAAAGAAUCUAGGGACAAAUUGAAUGGCAAAAUUGUCCAGCAUAAGAUUCCUCUCGAAGAUUUCACAGUGCGAGAAGCAAAUCAUGGAGAGAAUUUUGGCAUGAGACUCGACAACUCGCAUGUCAAAGGAAAAGACAUUUGCUACACUUGUGAUCCGAAGGGAAAAGUUAACAACCAAGUGCAAGUGCAUCAAAUCAAGCCAAAUGUUGUUCCGGCGGGAGUGAUGCAAACUUGGGCUACGAGACUUGUCGAAAAACAUCAUGAAUUGGCGCAGUUCAGCACGGUGAAACAAGACCGACUCUCUUUCACCGGAAAAGCAGAAAGAUUAAACAUUUGGUCAAAUUUUCGUCGUCGAGGAGAAAUCGUUCCAUUUGAAGUUCCCUAUCCUUGCUCACCAACUUCGAAUCUCGCCAUUUUGGUCAGAUCCGCCGCGCGUGAUCACGCAAAGCGCAAUGAAGUCCGCGAUAGCUGGGGCAAUCAAAAGUACUGGCCCUCGAAGUACGAUAUCUGCGUUUUCCACGUAAUAACCAUUGGCGCGUUUGAAGAUACGCUGAUAAAUGACGUGCUACAAGUGCCAGUGCUUUCAAGAGAGUACAAUACUCCUAUCGUUGAUAAGGUGGCAUUAAGUUUUUUGCGAGGCAAUUUUAAUGGCGACAAAAUCAUAAUUGUCGAUGUGGACGUUGUUCUCUUUCCAAAGCAGCUAGAAUGGCGACUCGAUCAGAUAACUGACCAUGAAUUCAUAGGCGCGUGUCCGAUACAAGGAUGGGCAGAAUCGGAUGACCCGUUUGACAUCGGUUUUAUACCCGACGAAAUGCGCAAGGAAUAUACUUUCACUGAUUUCCCUAAAAUCAUUCCCGAGAAAUCCUUCAUUAUCAUGUCUUUUGAUGCCCUUAAUCGAAUAUCAAGUCUCCUCAAUGCUCAGCAAUACGCAAGCUAUCCCGAUUCAAGCAUGAAUUUCGGCCUUGCUUUUGAAAGAAUGCAACUAGAAAUGAAGCCGCUGGGGGAAGUUUGCCUGGGACUGAGGGUGCUUGAGAAUGAUCUGUUCCCUGAUGUUCCUGAGUCGGCAGGGACGGAGAUUGAAACGGAUCCCUGUCUGCACAGAGGACUAAGUGUCCGGCGAUUAACGUCAAUGGAAACCAUCAUGUCAAGCUUCAAUCAGCACCUUUCGAUGGACUGCUCGUCUGCUUCGAAUUUUAAUUCUUUCGGCGAAAUAAAGGAAACGAUGGAACAGAUACAGGAACAUCUGAUGGCUAAGAAAAUAGACUAA